AUGCGUAUUACAAAUAUUACAAUAAUUUUAUUAAUUUUUGUACUGAUGUUUUCAAUUUUCGUUGCAAAUUUUGCAAAUAUUAUUAAUGUUGAUAUAAAUUAUACAAAUGAUAACAAUAAAAAUGCAAAUAUUAGAUCCAACUUAAAAAUGUCUCACACAGAUGAUCAUUUAAUGUGGUUUUUACAAAUAUCAGAUUUGCAUGUAAGCAUAUUUCAUGAUAUAACCAGGAUAAGUGAUUUAAAAGAUUUUUGUGAACAUACCGUUCCUGUAUUUAAUCCACCGAUAGUUAUCGCUUCGGGAGACUUAACUGAUGCCAAAGAAAGUAACAAUAUUGGAUCUCGUCAAUAUGAAAGUGAAUGGAUUGCUUAUCGAAAUGCUGUACAUAAUUGUUUUAAUAAUAAGUCUACUGUUUGGUUAGAUAUACGAGGAAAUCAUGAUAAUUUCAAUGUUUUUGGAUUGGAAUCGAAACAAAACUAUUAUGUAAAUUAUUCAAUUCAAGGCCAAAAAUAUCCACGCUCUUAUAAAUAUAAUUUAAAUUAUGCAAAAGAUAAAUAUUCGUUUAUUGGUAUUGAUGCUUGUAUCGAACCUGGACCCCGAAGGCCAUUUAACUUUGUGGGUAUUUUAAAAGAGCGUGAAUUAAAUAAUGUUAUUAAUUUAAUAGAUCAAGCACAAUAUGAAGGUGUCAAUUAUACAAUUUGGUUUGGACACUAUCCAACAUCAUGUAUUAUGGCACGUACAAAAGGUGGAAUCCGGUCGCUUCUUGGUCGAUAUACAAAAGGAUUUGUGUAUUUAUGCGGACAUUAUCAUCAAUUAGGUGGGAUUGUACCAAAUAUGUAUACGUUACAGCGUGAUGGAUUUCUUGAAUUGGAAUUGGGUGAUUGGAAAGAUAACAGGGUAUUUCGUUUGGUAGCAAUGGAUCAUGGUUUAUUAUCUUUUAUUGAUGUUAAACAUCGAGAGUGGCCAGUGAUUUUAAUAACAAAUCCCAAGCAUGCAUUAUAUGCAAUACCAUUGCGUGAGGACUCGAAUGUUAUUCUCGAAUCGACUCAUGUCAGAAUACUUGUAUUUUCAUCUGCAAAAAUUACUCAAGUUAAAUUUAAAAUCAAUAGUGAAGAUUGGACAGAGUGUACUAAUUCAAAAGGGCCUUUAUACGUCGCACCAUGGAAUCCGCAUAAUUAUGAAAUUGGUUUAAACAAAAUAUCGGUAUUUGCCAAAGAUGAAUUUGGCCGUGAAAAUUUAAUCGUUCAACCUUUUUCAUUGGAUGGGACCAGACUGAGUUUUGGGAUUUUAUCACGAUUUGUAUUAAUGGCAAAUGUUAGCCAAAUUUUUCAGGGUAUGUUUGGAGUAAUGCUUGUUAUUUGUGUCGUUCCAUUAUGUGUUUUAAAAUAUUUUAAUUAUCAAUUUCAUGCGGGUAAAAUCAUUAUACCUAGAUCUCGAUUUGGCGUAUCAAUAAUCAGAAAAUUAUGGAUAUUAUCAACAGUUGAUCGAUUAUUUUAUCCGAUAAUGUUAUAUACAUUGUAUAUUGGUGUUGGACCAUGGUCCGUAGGAUAUAUUAUUGAUGAUAAUUUAGGUGUAAUAUUCGCAUGGGGAAUUUUUAUAAAUGGUGCAUUCUUACCAGGAUCAUUUACAUACGCUUAUGGUUUUCUACAAUUAUUUACAUUUCAUUUACCAAUGAUUUUUUUGCUGGCAAAUAUCUGUGAUAUUAAAUUACACAUUUAUGCGGGCAAAAUAAGUAAUACAAAAAUUCGUAAAUUUGUUCAACAUAUACCAUUUCUUAUUGUUUUAUCCCUACAAAUGUUAUUUGCAUACUUUUUUUGGUUAGCCUAUGGCACAAUGGCAUUUUUAAUUGGCCCACUUCGUACAUGGUCCAUUGUUCUGGCAAUAUGGCUUUGGUUACAAGCUAUAAGAUUGCCUGAAAAGUGUAUGAGAGAUGCUCUCAAAGUUUGGUGUCCUGGAAGUACGGAAAUAUCAUCUCAAGGAGAUGUAAAUAGUCAUCGAUCCAAUUAAAAUAUUAUGUUCCUGCCUUCCCACCUCUUACCCAUCAUCAUAUAUCUGUUAAAGUAAUCUACAACAAAUAUUAAACAUAAAAAUUUAAAUGAUCA
Messenger RNA from Chrysoperla carnea, 2099 nucleotides. Its product is annotated as transmembrane protein 62-like. The transcript has 11 exons. Lineage: Eukaryota; Metazoa; Arthropoda; Insecta; Neuroptera; Chrysopidae. The record is from RefSeq and is a predicted model, not a curated record. Gene Ontology annotation, molecular function: hydrolase activity. Bases 1 to 2004 code for a protein of 667 amino acids.